GAUCGACUAACUCUUCGCCAGUCAGAAAACAAUUAGACUUGAGAAUCGUAAUAAGUUUGAAAGUUCUGGGGAGUUUCGUGUGUGAAUUUUAAAGUGUUAUACACAAAAUGAUAACGAAUGUCUUUAGUUUUGUUCUGUUUUUAUUUCUCUUAAUCAGUGGUUUUUUUGAAACCGGGUCGGCAGUAAAAAUCACCAAUCUCGUAGUUCCACCAGUGACAGACACCAAUCGGCCUGUAGUACUAGACUGCGAUUAUACAUUAGAUGCGGAUGAUGGUGGAUUAGUUGUAAAAUGGUACUUUAACAACCGGAAUCUGGUUUAUCAGUGGAUCUCAGGACACCCUCCAACGGCAAUCGGUAUUCUGAAGAGACGUUUAAAUAUCAACUACAAAGCUGAUCCUGCAGAUCCAAAUAAAUACCACAGAGCACUUUUUAUUUCUAAUCCCACAUCCGAGCUUUCAGGAAAUUAUACAUGUCAUGUGUCGACUUUUAAAUCAGAAGAUGUACAAACAAAACCAUUGAUAGUUCUAACUCAACCUGAAUAUUUCGAAAUAAAGGAAAAACUACUGGGGCCAAGAAAAUUCGAAAUAAGUUGCGAGGUAAAAGGAGUGUUCCCAAGACCAAGUUUGUCGUUAAAAUUAGGAGACAGGGACUUAACUGGCUUGAAAAUAGAAGUAAUCCCGAAUCAAUAUAUUUAUGACGCAAAAGUGACAACAGUAUUUUAUGCAAAAGAAGAUAUCACAGAAAUUGAAUGCCUGGUUAUGGUUCCAGAAGCAAAUUAUUUGACUCAGAAGAAGAGUGUAAUUACAGUAAAGGAAGAAAUACUUGAUGCAGCUAUUGCCAGUGCCGACAUCAGACGUUAUGCUGCUCAUUUGCUAAAUCUUAUUCUUCUAUUGGUGUUUAUUGUAUAAACAAUAAAUAAUUUUUUUUGGAGCAUUUUAUAGAAUUUAAAUACAGUUUUAUCGUAUACGAGUACAUAUCUACUAAAACCGGUUUAUUUUUAAAAAAAUUGUAAAUGUGUAAAUGUAAAAUAUUAAAAAUAAUAAAAUUUAUUUAUUUACUUUGACAAAAUUA
Diabrotica balteata is the source of this 1071-nucleotide messenger RNA. The record is from the annotation of a GenBank genome assembly. Lineage: Eukaryota; Metazoa; Arthropoda; Insecta; Coleoptera; Chrysomelidae.